This is a messenger RNA of Microthlaspi erraticum, 954 nucleotides long. The record is from the annotation of a GenBank genome assembly. NCBI's taxonomy places the organism in Eukaryota, Viridiplantae, Streptophyta, Magnoliopsida, Brassicales, Brassicaceae.
AUGUGUGCCCUAUUCAAACGGAUUUGGCAAGUAGUAGUGCCAGAGCGAGUUAGAACCUUCUUCUGGCUUGGAGUUCACCAAGUGCUUAUGACAAACUCGGAAAGGCAGCGUCGGCAUUUGUCAAUGUCAGGUGUGUGUCAGGUUUGCAAAGGAGGAGAAGAGACAAUUCUACAUGUUCUCAGAGAUUGCCCAGCGAUACAUGAAAUCUGGAGCCGCAUUGUACCGAUACGAAGAAGACAAGAGUUUUUCACUCAGACCUUACUUGAAUGGGUAUAUUCGAACCUUGGUGAACAUGGAAAGGUUUGGGAUACUCCAUGGGCCACUCUGUUUGCUAUGACGGCAUGGUGGGGAUGGAAAUGGCGAUGCAUAAAUGUGUUUAAUGGGUCUGGAAAAUGCAGAGACAGAGUCCAGUUUGUGAAGGAUCAAGCAAGAGAGGUGACAGCGGCUCAUGCUAAGGCUAAUGUAGCUACCAGAGGCAGUAUACCACGGAUUGAGAGAUUGGUCCAUUGGGUACGACCGAGUCCAGGGUGGGUCAAAGUAAACACAAAUGGAGCGUCUCGAGGUAACCCGGGACUUGCUACUGCAGGAGGAGUGCUACGUGAUGAAUCUGGUAGUUGGCUCCGAGGUUUUGCUCUUAACAUUGGUAUCUGUAUGGCACCUUUAGCUGAGUUAUGGGGAGUGUAUUAUGGAUUGUGCAUGGUUUGGGAGAGUAAGGCAGAGAGAGUAGAGUUGGAGGUUGAUUCGGAGAUUGUUGCUGGUUUUCUAAAGACAAGGAUUGAGGAGGUACAUCCGCUGUCAUUCCUGGUACGCUUGUGCCAUGGCUUCCUAUCAAUGCACUGGAUAGUCCGUAUUUUCCAUGUGUAUAGGGAAGCUAACCGUCUUGCUGACGGGUUAGCCAACUAUGCAUUCUCGUUGUUGUCGGGUGUUAGAGGAGAAAUUAGCACAUUUCCCUGA